UUGAAUCGUAUUUUUACAAAAAAGAUUUUGUGCAUUUACUAUUAUUUGUCCGAGACAAUAAUAUUCUUACAUAAUUAUUGAUUUUCAUGUAUUAUAUUUCAUAAUAAAAGUAUGUGUGUUUCUGUUUUUACAAUAAAGGAGCUUCUUCCAUUGUAAUAUACAGAAGAAAUCUGACAAUUUGGCGAAGAUGGUUUCGACUUUGAGUUUGGAAGAAAAAUACAAUAGAGUUCGACGAAAUUUUUGCUUCUAUUUGGAUAUUCAAGAACAUGGACUUGCCCGUUCUUUAUCAAGAAGACUGCAAGAUAUGGGUCUGCAGCAGGAGGCGUUCCUGUCGUCGCGCGUGACGCACGUGGUGCGCGAGCCCGCGGCGGGCGGCGCGGCGCCGCGAUGUAACGCCGCGCGCACCCGCGCCGAUGCCAUGCUCCAGCGCGCGCGCCCGCCUGGCCGCCACCACCCGCACCUGGUCACGCUCACCGUGCACAAGGCUAUAACUCUAUUGGAUAAACUCUAUGAUACAUUCUUCGCGGCGCCGCGUAAAGCGCAUGUCAAACUCUUCAGUAAACAUUACCUCAAGAUUGAGUUUUUGGACAAGGUUUGCAGACCUGUAUACAAAGAAUUCGAUGAGUGGCCGGAAAUAUCCCUAGAACCGGACCCACCCAAAGAAAAAAGAGAAAAGAAAGAGUCGACCACUAUCAACCAGAUCGGGGACAUCAAUCAGAACCAACAGAACACUGCAGGUCAGAAAAUGACGAGGAAGAGUCGGCCGAGAAUCAAGGAAAAGGAGGAAAAGGAGCCAAAAGGGGGGUACUGUGAGAUGUGCAACGCUGACUACGUGGACCCCGCGCUGCACCGCCGCUCGCCGCAUCACCUGGCCUUCGUGAGGGACCACACCAACUUCCUGGCGCUCGACUCGCUCAUCGGCUCCGGCGCCGACGUCACCACGUUCCUCGACAAGGCCACGCCCCUCAACGGCGAGCGCCGGUCGCUCAGGAAGAUGUGCAACGGCGACGAGAAGUCGAGGCGCUCCAAGCGCUCGCAGUCGCCGGACUCGACCGUCAACGGGAACCAGAGUCCCAAACGCAACGGGGGCUUGGACGACGAGAGACGGCACAACACCAGGUGCAGCAAGCGGAGCACGGAAGCCGAGGACCGGCAGUACUAUAAAGUAGUCGGAGUGAGCACUAAGCUGCGGUCGAGCGGAGGCUUCGCGACGCGGAGGAAGGAUUCUCCACCGGCGUGUAACGGGACGAAACCGUUAGUAGUGAAGUUCCGCAAGGUGCGGCGCUCCGAGCUGUCCGUGCUGAGCGACGAGGCCGAGCAGUUCAUGUUCCCGAAACGAGCCAGCUCCGACAGCGAGUCGUCGUCCGAGGAGGACGCGGCGCCGCCGCCCGCCGCCGAGCGCCGCAGGCUGGCGCGGCCCGGGGCGCUCAAGGAGGACUCCUCCGACGACGACGGCUGGCCCGACCACACGCGCCGGCGCAAGCGGCGCCCGCACCCUCCGGUCAAGCGCGGCCGACGGUUACCCCUAAAGCCGCUCGAGCAACCCGAGCCGAAACUAGAGCCCCCCGAACCCGAAGCCCCGCCUCCGCCUCCACCCCCACAGCCCGAGGUGGAAGUCAACCCUUUAAGAGAGGAACCUACCGAAAGGUGCAUGAAGUGGCAGGACGGCAAGCUGACGUACACGCCGGCCGUGGAGCAGCUGGAGUUCGCCUUCGAGUCCGUGCCUAGGAGCGAGCCCUGGUUCGAGACGUUCAAACGACAGGACGAGGACCGAGUCCUCGCGAGGAACGUGCCGCAAUACUUCGCACUAUAUUCAAAUUCACCAAAGUUACCCUACGAAAUCGGUCAGUUACCGCCGCUGAAGCCAAACUGUUGCCCGCUGAGCGACCUCGUCAAACGAGAGGAGAAGCCGGGCCCCUCGCGCUCGUACGGCACGCGCGGCAUGAAAAAGCAGAAGAUCCGGAAACGAACGGCCGCUAUACUCGCGCUCGAGGGACACUCGAGGAAGUCGCCGCGAGAGCACGCGUCCACGCUCGCCAUACUCGGCUCCGUCGGACUGUUGCACAGGCGGAAGAACGGCGACGACGCCAAAUCUACCGCAUCCGAGGACACAAUCAGUGAUACCCAUAGCACCGUUAAGAUAGAACCGGUCGUAUCGGAAGCUCAAGAGGCGUCGGAGCGCCUGCAACAGUUCCUGUCGGAGGUGUUCUCGGACGCGGCCGAGUACGAGGUGUCCGCGGAGGCGAUGGAGGGCGAGGCGGUGCCGGCGGCCGGGGCGGCGCCCGACGUGGCGCGGCUCGUGUCCGACUGCGACGCCUGCGACGUGCUGCGCCACCACCUGCAGGAGGGGCUCGAGGCGCGCGCGCGCAGCCGCCGCGGCAAGUUCAAGAAGAAGAACCGCACCGGUUGGCCCAACAAGAAGAAACCCAAGAAGGACUCGCGGACCGACAGCUCCGAGUCCCAGAAAGCCGAAGGGAGCGUCGGAAGGUCGUCGGCGGAGCCCGACGAGGAUCCGACGCGGGAGGCGAUCGGCGAGGAGGACACGAACCCGUCGGAGACGGAGGAGAAGACGCUCAUAGAGCUGAAGAACGAGGAGGAGGCGCGGCUGCGGGACGGGCGCAGCCCGGCGCCGGGCGUGCGGCCGCGGCGCCGCUCGCUCGACAAGCGGCCGGCGGCGGCGGCGGCGGCGGCGGCGGGGGCGGCGCCGGUGGACGAGCGCGUGCGCGCGCGGCGCGCGCUGGCGGGGCUGCUGCUGCAGCCCGUGGUGCGCGUGGCGCGCGUGGACCCCGCCGCCGCGCGCCACACGCGCUCCGCCGCGCGCGCGCCGCCCGCCCCCCGCCGGUAG
Molecule: messenger RNA, 2845 nt
Organism: Pectinophora gossypiella (pink bollworm)
Lineage: Eukaryota; Metazoa; Arthropoda; Insecta; Lepidoptera; Gelechiidae
Gene: chif
Product: serine/arginine repetitive matrix protein 1
Exons: 7
Coding region: 188-2845 (885 amino acids)
Biological process (GO): positive regulation of nuclear cell cycle DNA replication; regulation of cell cycle phase transition
Cellular component (GO): nucleus; Dbf4-dependent protein kinase complex
Molecular function (GO): protein serine/threonine kinase activator activity; nucleic acid binding; zinc ion binding
Source: RefSeq, a predicted model, not a curated record